UGAACGUUUUAAUAAAUGUGUUGGUUGUGUUGUCUAUUGUUUGUUUCAAAGCGAGACAGUUAAAUUGAUAAACUGGGGAAAACGAUUUAUUGUUCUUCACGCUGGUGCGCUGUUGCCACGUUGCCAUGGUGACGAGACGAGACAUUUAGCCAUUUUGCGGGGUUGCCCAGUUAAAACAACGUGUAUUGUGCUUGUUUGUUUAUUUGAGAAGACAGUGUGCUUGUUUGUUUAUUUUGAGAAGACAGUGUGCUUGUUUGUUUAUUUUGAGAAGACAGUGUGCUUGCAAGUCAAUGUAGUAAUGGAGCUCAUCGGAAGCAGUUAUAAAGGAGCCACAAAAAAUGGCAGGAUGGAUGGAAAAGGAGAGUACACAUUUCCCACAGAGACCAAGUAUGAGGGAGAGAUGAAAGAUGGGAUGUUUCAUGGCAAAGGAGUGCUACACUUUCCAAAUGGAGGUACAUAUGAGGUCACCUGGGAAAACGGCAGAGCUAACCAGGGGUUAUAUACCUUUGCUGACGGUUUGCAGUACCAGGAGAAGGACUGGGACUACUGUGAUGGAAAAGACAGGCGCUUCUACAGUGAGAGGUGCAACGGACUCAGACCUGCAGGAGAAUCUCAGCUUACUGAUCUGCAUCCGCCACGUGUCAUUCCUGAUGGAUGCUACGAUUGUGGGGAUGGUUUCUAUGACCCCAAUACCAGAGUCAUCACUUCCCACACUGGCAGAUUCCUCCGGAAUGCAGGCCCAUUUGUCAGAGUGGGUGUGAAGACAGAAUUUAUUGCCUCGUGGCUUCCGCCCAGGAUGAGGACUGCAGGGAUGGUGGGACACGGGGAAGACUCAUCCACUCAGAGGGGACGUCUGCUGCAGCAAGGAAAGAGGAAGGAGCUCCCCAUGUAG
Molecule: messenger RNA, 892 nt
Organism: Cyclopterus lumpus (lumpfish)
Lineage: Eukaryota; Metazoa; Chordata; Actinopteri; Perciformes; Cyclopteridae
Gene: morn5
Product: MORN repeat containing 5
Exons: 5
Coding region: 299-892 (197 amino acids)
Source: RefSeq, a predicted model, not a curated record